Suillus paluster is the source of this 1364-nucleotide messenger RNA. RefSeq lists its product as uncharacterized. Lineage: Eukaryota; Fungi; Basidiomycota; Agaricomycetes; Boletales; Suillaceae. Bases 196 to 1029 code for a protein of 277 amino acids. The record is from RefSeq and is a predicted model, not a curated record. The transcript is spliced from 5 exons. Gene Ontology annotation, biological process: mycotoxin biosynthetic process.
AUUCAUGAUUCGCUGGCAAGGCGUUUAUGGACUUGUGAGAUUCUAUUCGGAACCGUAUGAACUUCAAGUUCACUGGUUCAGGGCUUACUCGGUGGCACACGGUAUUCGGCCCAUCGGUGCGUCUUAACCAUUUCCAUAGCGAACUUUCACCCUCAAGCACCUGCGCUAUCCCUUCACCCUCGUAUUCAGUGGCCAAUGGAGUUGGCUUCUCCAAACCUCAUGCUUAAAAAUUUACAGUACUCUCCCGUCCAUGAUGCUGUCGAUGAUGACGAUGACGAGCAAGCAUUUGGUGAUGCAGAAAGGUUCGGUGCAGAUGCUGCAGAACCUCGUCCAAAGUCGCGUAUCCUUCGCCUGUGGCCUCGCCGGUUGGUUGAUGCUGCCCUGGUAUGCACAUCGAUGCUCUUUUUCGUGCUGUGGAUGGGCACACCUUCGCCUCGCCUGCGCGACGACAUUCCUGUAUACUCUCCAGCAAGUGGUGCUGUCGAGUCCACGGUUGUAAGGUUUAACGGAACCCUCGACUUUCCUUCUAUCUAUCGUGGUCCUCCUUCCCCAGAAAUCGAUGCCGCUUGGACCAGAAUAGCUCGUGCUGCCGGUGAAGUCGAUUCACCUUCGAAAGUCAAGUACCCAGAAAAAGCCGGUGGAGGUUUUAUGGUAUCCAUGGAAUCACCUCACCAACUGCAUUGUCUGAACUUGCUUCGCAAAGCCUCAUGGAUGGAGUAUUACGGGCCUAUAGAGCCUUCGUUUCAGGACGAUCCCGAAGUAGUCCGUAUGCAUCUUGAUCACUGCCUCGAAAUGAUCAGGCAGACUAUCAUGUGCAAUGUCGACGUGACGAUGAUCACAUGGGACUGGGUGGCGGGACACAAGGUUCCCUACCCUAACUUCAACACCCGUCACCAAUGCAGGAACUACGAGAAAAUAUUGGAUUGGGCUGACAAGCAUGCUGUUCAUAUCGAUAAAUCGGAGGUCACUCGCUUCGAAGAUACAGUUGACAUCCCCUUACCCUUUCAUGUGAUGCACCAUGAAGGAUAAGGAUUAUUUUCUUGCCCGCUUCAUAUAUUCCCAAAUAUCUCGGCGAUGAUUAUUAGCCUGACAGAAUUGUCGUAUAAUCAUAUGGGACUUACAUUCGACACGUCCAUCGUACAUUGCUGUCUUGCUAAACAAGAUUUUCUUGUUGACACGGAUAGUAGUACUAUGUGUAUAAAUGACACUAGAUGUAAAGGAACAUGCUGAAUCGAUGCAACGAAGACUCAGAGUCAAAAGGGAGAGCUGCUGCAGUCGGCGACAAUCACUUCCCCAUGGAUGCGGCCAUGGACAGGGAUUGUAGCCUGAAGCUUAUUAUGUAUGUGUAUGAUAGUUGUUCAUGC